Misgurnus anguillicaudatus (oriental weatherfish) is the source of this 979-nucleotide messenger RNA. Lineage: Eukaryota; Metazoa; Chordata; Actinopteri; Cypriniformes; Cobitidae. The record is from RefSeq and is a predicted model, not a curated record.
ACAGGUAACUACUAGCUUUCUUCAGAUAAGGAAUUACUGCUGAGAUAAGAGAAACUUUGCAUUGUGCUAUCAGCAAUAUCAAAAUGAAGACUACAGCUGGUGUGCUUCUUUUUCUGAGUCUCUUUGGACUGAACUCUGGUUAUAGAAAACACUAUUUUGUGAAUAGCCGUAUCACCUGGAAAGAUGCACAGACGUACUGCAGAAACAACUAUGAUGACCUGUCCACUGUCAGUGGUUCAACUCUACAAAAGCUCUCCAAUAUUUCUCUAUUAAACUUGAUGGAUGCUUAUUGGAUUGGACUUAAAUCAGAUACAACCCUACACAUUUGGAAGUGGUCUGCAGGUGGACAGGCAACAAUUAAUGAUUGGGCCCAUGGAGAACCAGGAACUUAUUUUGAAAGAUGUGGUUAUGUCUAUGCAGUUUUUUCUCAAGUGGAUCAAACAGAUUGCUUACGGAGUAUACCUUUUUUUUGUAUGGAGGACUAUGAGCUGGUCCUGGUGAAACAGGAAAGCACAUGGGAAGAGGCUCUGGACUACUGCAGACAAAACUACCUUGAUCUGGCUAUUCUGAAAUCAGACGUUAGGAUGACGGAAGCAAAUACUGCUACCAGAGAUGCCCAGACAGAUGAAGUGUGGACUGGUCUGCGCUUCUUAUCAGGUAACUGGAUGUGGGCAAAUGGAGAGGAACUUCAAUAUAAGCACUGGUCUGGGGGGCAAGAGCUCCAGUGUCCUGCUAUGAAUCAACGCUGUGGAGUUUAUCAUAGACAAGAGAUGGUUUGGAAACCUGCAGACUGUGGGAGGAGACUCAAUUUUCUCUGCCACAAUAACCCAUAAUCCUUUCCUAAACAUCUGUCUUUCAUCACAACAAAUCGCUACAGUAAUAUACAAGCAAUUAACAUUCAACUCUUUCAUCUCAUCGGGAACCCAUACCCAUUAAAAACAAAAAGCUAUAUAGUUUCAGAAGUUUAUAGGUUCAUAUU